Messenger RNA from Alternaria ventricosa, 198 nucleotides. RefSeq lists its product as uncharacterized. The transcript has 2 exons. Bases 1 to 198 code for a protein of 65 amino acids. The record is from RefSeq and is a predicted model, not a curated record. Lineage: Eukaryota; Fungi; Ascomycota; Dothideomycetes; Pleosporales; Pleosporaceae.
AUGGCAACCCAAUCAAGCGUUGAGGCGAACCCUAAGUCAAUUACUAUCGAGCUGCGCGACCUUCCCGCGCCUAGCGGCCCACUGCCCGAAGACGACGAAGAUGACGAAGACGAAGCGACAAGUAAAGAGGAGGCCUUGAAGCCGAAGGAAGUAAAAGAAGCCAAAGAAAGCGAGGAACGAGACAAAAGCGAGAAGUAA